This is a messenger RNA of Dendrobium catenatum, 501 nucleotides long. RefSeq lists its product as uncharacterized. The transcript has 2 exons. The record is from RefSeq and is a predicted model, not a curated record. The coding region runs from base 1 to 501 and encodes 166 amino acids. NCBI's taxonomy places the organism in Eukaryota, Viridiplantae, Streptophyta, Magnoliopsida, Asparagales, Orchidaceae.
AUGGCACCGUAUGAAGCUCUGUAUGGCAGGAAGUGUAGAACUCCUUCGACUCUGACUGAGAUUGGAGAUAGACAGGAGAUGGGUGCUACUUUUGUAGAAGAAACUGUUAAGAAAGUUGAUUUGAUUAAAGAAAGAUUUGGCAGAGUGAGUAAGCUCAGUCCAAGAUAUGUUGGACCUUUUGAAAUCCUUGAGAGGAUUGGAAAAUCUGCUUAUCGGCUGUUGCUAUCUGAUCAGAUGUCCGAUGUUCAUAAUGUGUUCCACGUAUCUACUUUGAGAAAGUGGAUAUCUGACUCUGGGAAGAAAGUGUCCGCUGAUGAGAUUGAGAUUCAGGAGAAUUUGAGCUAUAAGGAAGAACCCGAGUUGAUUCUAGCUUACGAUGUUCGUAAGUUGAGAAGUAAGCAGAUUCCGGUGGUUAAAGUGCAGUGGAAGCACCGAACUGCACGGGAAGUGACUUGGGAGAAAGAAUCGGACAUGAGGAAGUCGUACCCGUACUUGUUUUGA